AUGGUGUCUAUAGACUCCACUCACCGAGGCACGACACGAAAAGGAAGAGGCUUGAGUGUGAAGAAAUGUUUAUAUGCAGUGCUAUGCUUCAGUUGCUGCAUCCUGCUGCUUCCAAUUCUGGCAUCCCUCGUGCUGGAUGCCGAUUCCAUCCAUGCCUAUGUGAAGGAGCCACCCCAGUGGCGACCUAUGGAACCGGCAUCCUUACCCCAGCUGCGUCAUACUGCUAGCAAUAGCAAUGGCAACCAGCAGCAAAAGCGCUACGCCGAAGAAUCCCAACCUCCCGAUGGCACGUUUAAUGGAUUCCCCGUGCAUUUGCGCGUGAUUGACGACAACGAACAACAGCAACCCACCCAUUACUCUCGCGUCCAUUGCGUCGGCGACAAUUAUCAACCCGAUGACGACUGGCUGCAACGAUCGUGUCACUUUUCCAUGUUGUGCUAUGAUUUGGCCGAACGAGAUUUUGUCAUUUUUCAAUCCUAUCGAGAACAAGUGCUCAAUCGGUUCUUGCAAGCUCGUCCUGCCAUGAGUGUCUCGUCAAUCAUGCAUCGCAAAUUCAAUGAAACCACGGCCGUGGCGUUGGGAGGAAUCAACAAAAAAUGGAACUAUGAUAUCAAGACACCCGUAUCGUCGAAAGGAUUCAAGUGGUUCCCACGGGUGCUCAAUGCCACAAAUUCCAUGCAAUACUAUGCCUUGCCCGCCAAUACUGUGUUGGUGCCCUACCAUUCCUUGGCCGCCAAGAAUCCAGGACAUUUGGUUUGGGAUGACUUUUUACCCAUAUACACGCUGCUCACAAUGUUUCAGCUACAAAACAGAGUCCUGAUUCCCCUCCGAGUUCAUUUCAACCACAUCAAACUAUGGUCCUCUUGCGAAAUGUCGGAUCACAAUGAACAUCUCUGUCAAAAAAUGACACUCAAGUUUGCAUCCCUCUUGGUCGGAAAGGACUAUCCCUACAAUUGGACCACCACGGAUACCGUUCACUUUGUACCGUCAUCAUCACAGCAAUCGCAAUCAUCACCACAGUCCAACUAUGUCUGUGCUCCUCGCGGAGCGGCGGGAUUGGGACCUCUCACGGACCACGGAACCAAAAAGUUGCAUGGCUGGAUUCGAGAUGACUACAAAAUCACACACAAUCACGGACGCGGAGCUCUGUUGUACGAAUUUCGAAACUUUAUGCUCCAAAAUCUAGGCUUGCCGCUCCAACCUGUCACCAGCCAACAACAACCAUUCAAGGUGGUCUUUUCCGUCAGUUCCUCCGAUAUCGGCAGUCGCGAUUUGGAUUUUGUCAAGCAAAUCAAUACGCUGCGAGAAAACUUUGAUCCGACCAUCCUUUCCGUGGAAUCCUACGUCAUGAAAGAUUUGACCGUCCCACAACAGGUGCAGAUUGCCAGUGAAGCAGCAUUUUUCAUUACCAUUUGUGGUGGGGGAGCCGUCACGGCCAUGUUCUUGCCCAAGGGUGCCACUGUGAUUUUGUACUAUCUGGAACAUGGUGGAGUCGAGUAUGGACGACCCACUCAUUCCUACGCCUUUUUGGAUUGGGACUUGUUCAACAAUCUAAGUCAUUUGCGGACUCAUUGGUUGCCCACUCAGACCAUGGAUAACCGAAUCGACUUGAGGGCAUUGGUAUUGCUCAUGGAACAAGAAUUGGAAUUGAUGCAAAACGAAAACAUGAUGAUCUGA
Molecule: messenger RNA, 1677 nt
Organism: Seminavis robusta
Lineage: Eukaryota; Bacillariophyta; Bacillariophyceae; Naviculales; Naviculaceae
Source: the annotation of a GenBank genome assembly